Messenger RNA from Bemisia tabaci, 1960 nucleotides. RefSeq names its product MYG1 protein. The record is from RefSeq and is a predicted model, not a curated record. Lineage: Eukaryota; Metazoa; Arthropoda; Insecta; Hemiptera; Aleyrodidae. Gene Ontology annotation, cellular component: nucleus; cytoplasm.
UCACUAUUAGUCACAUCACAUGGUUUCAGCCAAGUUUCAGCGCAAUCGCCGAGGCUUUUUCUGCUCUUCUCGGAGGUGAUGUGAUAAAAAGCGUGUUUCCAAAAAUUUAAUCUAAUCAGAUUACAAAUUUAGGUAGUUUCUUCUGCCAUAGUGAUAAAAUUCAUACGAGCAAAGUAGUGUGUACUAGUUUCUGAAGUGCUUUAAAUGAGACUCAUCGCCUCAAAGCUUGGACUGAUACUGCAAACUACCCGUAUAUUGAGCGCUUCUAAUUUUUUUGUGUCAGGUGAACGAAAAUUGUCGGUGUUCAUGGAGCAGAAUAACGCAUUAUCUCAUCUGAAGUCUCUGAAAACUCCGGUCAAAAUUGGCACUCACGAUGGUACAUUUCAUUGUGACGAAGCACUUGGCUGCUAUUUGUUGAAAAUACUUCGUCCAGAUGCUCAGAUUCAUCGUUCACGAGAUCAAUCAAUAUUGGAUACUUGUGAUGUAGUUAUUGAUGUUGGAGGUGUCUUUGACGUGAAGAAGCUGAGAUUCGAUCAUCAUCAACGAGAAUUCAAUGAAUCUUUUGGAUCAUUGAUCGGCGACCCAAAGUGGACGAUCAAACUUAGUAGUGCUGGUCUUGUAUACACUUAUUUUGGUAAGGAAAUCUUAAAAAAAAUAUUAGGUAAUGAAGCAGAUGAUCAAUUCAUAGAAACUGUGUUUCAUAAAAUAUAUGAGGGCUUUAUUCAAGAGGUGGAUGGUGUAGACAAUGGAGUCCCUAUGUUUGAGGGCGAGCCAUUGUAUCAAAUUACCACUGGUUUAAGUAAGAGAGUCCAUAACUUGAACAAAGAAUGGAAUGACUCUGAUGACUUUAAUGAAAUGGAAGCUUUUGAGAAAGCGAUGGAACUAACAGGCUCCGAGUUCAAAGCAAGAGUUAUCCAAGCGUGGAAAGUAUGGUGGCCUGCCAGAUCUAUUGUCAUUAACGCCAUUAAUCAUCGCUUUAAGGUACAUGAGUCAGGGGAAAUUAUUGAGUUAGAAAAAUUUUGCCCGUGGAAGGAGCAUCUCUUUGAACUUGAAAAAGAGCUAGACCUUUCUCCCUCUAUUAAAUAUGUGAUUUUUAACUCUGGCAGCUGGAGAGUUCAAGCUGUAUCUGUGAAUAGCUUGAGUUUUGUCCUUCGAAUAGCACUUCCAGAAGAAUGGCGUGGAUUAAGGGAUGAAGAGCUGUCAGCUAAAGCUGGAAUCAAAGACUGUGUCUUCGUCCAUGGCUCUGGAUUUAUUGGUGGCAACAAGAACCGAGAUGGAGCUCUGGAAAUGGCUGUUAAAGCUUUGAAAAUUGGGAAAAGUAGAGGUGAUAUCAAAUCUUCAUGAAAAAUUUGCUGAAGUGAAAGUGCCAUUUCAGAGUUUCUACCUUUCACCAAAAACAUUUUUAUUCUCUGAAAUGGAGCAGCUCAUAUCAAGUUUCUGCUGUUUGCCACUAUUAAAAUGCCAACAUUGCCAGUAAUAUUUGCUCUAGUGUGUGCCAAUAAUUCCGUCUAAAGUUUAAAGUGCACAGAUUCUAAAUAGAACUGGAGGGACUUAAGUCUUUUAAGCCACUGGAAUCUGUAAGAACCUCAGACUCUUCUGUACGGCCAAACUUUUUUUGCGAUGCUAUCAAUAUACUGCUUUUAACCGUUUGUCAAUUCCUCCAUCCUUCAUUAAAACAAUGACCUAAGGGCAGCAGUUGCAGGGUUUUGAGCUUGCCAGUUAAAAUAAGACUACAGGUCCUCCAACUCUAUUACAACUGGCCUGUGCACUGUAUGGUUUGAAGGUUGUUAUUUCAUUCAGCAUUAUCAAAUAACGCCUUGAAUCAUUUCAUUUUUGUGUGAUAACAGAUUUUCUGAAUGUAGUUACCAUAAAUGAAUGUACCAACACUUGGAUGUCUGUGCACCUAUGCUAAAAUAAACUUAGCAGGGCCCGAAUUUUGUCGGCACUUUUUAAUGGACAU